Messenger RNA from Drosophila mojavensis, 3878 nucleotides. RefSeq names its product neprilysin-1 (gene Nep1). The transcript has 9 exons. Gene Ontology annotation, biological process: protein processing. The coding region runs from base 338 to 3025 and encodes 895 amino acids. NCBI's taxonomy places the organism in Eukaryota, Metazoa, Arthropoda, Insecta, Diptera, Drosophilidae. Gene Ontology annotation, molecular function: metalloendopeptidase activity. The record is from RefSeq and is a predicted model, not a curated record. Gene Ontology annotation, cellular component: plasma membrane.
UUCAGUACGUAACGAGAAGUUGCCUCGCGCGGUUUGGCAGCACACGCAAGCCAUACGAAUACUGAGCGAGCGGAGAAGAGAGCGCGCAACUUUUAAUGUAACUGUUGUUCAAAACCAACCGCACAGCAGGCCAAUCACAACUAGCUCGAGUUGUCCAAUUGGCAACCCAGCGAAACCAAUUGCAAAGCAAAUGCAAUAAAAAAAAAUAUAUAAAUAAUAAAAAAAAUGACGACAUCGCAGUUGCUGCUGUGAGUCUUGACAGGAUUAAAGGCCGCGCCGCGGACAGGUGCGACGCGUCGCUUGUGAGCGUAAAUCAGAUAGGAAGGCGGACACUGAGAUGGAGGCCAGUCGGGCGGGGCAGUGCAGGGUAGGGCUGUGCGAUAUGUUGGCCACGCCCACCGCUGGCAAAGCGCCCACGAAGCCAAGCAACGAGCGGCCCAAUCUCAACAAUGGCUACCUGCAGGCGAACGCGCUCGAGGAUCUCAGCUCGACGGCGGUCUCGCCGCUGCUCGGCCAACAGCUGCAACAGUUGCCACAACAGUUGCCGCAACUGCUGCCAGCACAGCAGCAACACCAGCAACACCACCAGCAACAGCAGCAGCAGCAGCAGCAACAGUUGCCGCCACCACAGCAGCAACUUAAGCUACCGACGGUGGUUUUCCUUAGUCCCGAUGGCAGUGGCGCCGUGGGCAGCGCCUUGCAGCGCAAUGCGCCGGCUACAGCUGCGGGAGCAGGUCCUGGUUCCGGCUCCGGCUCAGCUCCAGCUGUUUCAGCUCCAUCCGUUGCCAGCGAUUGGCUGCUGCUGAAGGAGGCGCAGCAUCGGCGCCGUCUACUGAUCCUGGCCAUCGCCUUCACCGUGCUGGGCGCGGCCAUCGGUGCUCUGGCCAUCUACUUUGCCAGCGUCCAUCAGCGAUGCCAGCUCUAUCCGCGCAGCGGGCCACAGGAUGCAGGCGAUGGCAGCUUUAACCUGGAUGGCAGUCACAACAACAUCUGCAUGACACAGGAAUGCGUGCGAACAGCUGCUUCACUGCUGUCCGCCAUGGACCUAACGGCAGAUCCGUGCGAUGAUUUCUUUCAAUUCGCAUGCGGCACAUGGAACAAGAUGCAUCCCAUACCAGAGGAUCGCAGCUCGAUCAGCACCUUUGAGGUGCUCUCCGACCAGCAGCAGCUGGUCUUGCGUGGCGUCCUGGAGGAACCAGUCGAUGAGCACGACAAUGCGGCCACGGUCAAGGCGAAGGCGUUCUUCAAGAGCUGCAUGGAUCUGCCUCAGAUACGCAAGGUUGGCGUCGGUCGCCUCAAGAGGGUGUUGCGCUCCCUGGGCGGCUGGCCGGUGAUCGAGCGCAACUGGCAGCCGCCGGCGAACUUGAGCGUGGAGCAGGUGAUGGGCCAGCUGCGCUUCAACUAUAGCGAAUCGGUGAUGAUCGAGCUAUAUGUGGGAGCUGACGAUAAGAACAGCUCCGUGAACAUUAUCCAGAUGGAUCAGCUGCAGUACGCGCUGCCCUCGCGCGACUACUACCUGAAGCCGAACAGCGAGAACGAUCGUCAGGCUUACCACAAGUACAUGACCCAGAUCUCAUUGCUGCUGGGCGCCGAUCCGGCCACGGCGGCCGACGAGCUGCGGGAGGUGAUUCAGUUCGAGACGGAGUUGGUCAACGUGUCGCUGGCGGAGGCGGAUCGGCACGACACGAGCGCCGUUUAUAAGAAGCUGACGCUGCCGGAGCUGCAGGAGCGGGUGCCGGAGCUCAACUGGACGGAGUAUUUGCAGACGGCCGUCGGGCCGGGCAUUCAGCUGGACGCGAAUGAGCCGCUGGUGACCUACGGCCUGGUCUACCUGACCGAAAUGGGUCGGAUAUUGCGCGAGACGGAUCUGCGGGUGGUCCACAACUAUAUGCUCUGGCGCCUGGUCAUGUCCCUGAUGACGCACAUGAUCGACGAGUAUCAGCGCGAGCGCGUGGAGUUCCGCAAGAUCCUGCUGGGCAUACAGUCGGAGCGGACACGCUGGUCGCAGUGCGUCGAGUGGACCAACAAGAAGCUGGGCGUGGCCGUUGGCGCUCUGUUCAUACGGGACAAUUUCAAUCAGGACAGCAAGGAGGUGGCCCUCGAGAUGAUACACAAUAUCCGGGCCGCAUUCAAUGAGCUGCUCGCCGAGAACCACUGGAUGGACGACGAGACGCGCGCCGUGGCCAAGGAGAAGGCGGACUCGAUGAACGAACGCAUCGGCUAUCCGGAGGUGCUCACCAAUGUCACGGAGCUGGAGCAGGAGUAUGUGAACCUGACGAUCGUUCCGGACAAUUUUUUGGACAACGUGUUCAGCAUUCUGCAGUGGGAGUCGGAGAAGCUGCUCAAUUUGCUGCGCCAGCCGGUGGACAAGGAGAAAUGGACCACAGAGCCCGCCGUGGUCAAUGCCUUCUACAAUCCCAACAAGAAUGAUAUAGUAUUUCCGGCUGGCAUUUUGCAGCCGCUGUUCUAUAGUCAGCACUUUCCAAAGUCCUUGAACUAUGGCGGCAUCGGCGUGGUGAUCGGCCACGAGAUCACCCACGGCUUCGAUGACAAGGGACGGCAGUUCGACAAGGAGGGCAACAUGAUGCAGUGGUGGAACAAUGCCACAAUUGAGGCAUUCCGGGAGCGCACCCAAUGCGUCAUCGAUCAGUAUUCGCGCUACAAGAUCAACGAGGUGGACAUGUUCAUGGACGGCCGCAUGACCCAGGGCGAGAAUAUCGCCGACAAUGGCGGCCUCAAGCAGUCAUUUCGAGCCUACAAGAAGUGGGAGAGGCUGAAUGGACGCGAGCAGCAGCUGCCGGCGCUCAAUAUGACGCACGAUCAGCUCUUUUUUCUCAACUAUGCACAGAUCUGGUGCGGCAGCAUGCGGCCGGAGGAUGCGUUAACCAAGAUCCGAUCCUCGGUGCAUUCGCCCGGCUUUGUGCGCGUCCUUGGGCCGCUUUCGAAUUCACGCGACUUUGCGAAUGCCUACAACUGUGCCGUGGGCACCACCAUGAAUCCGGCGAAGAAGUGCAGCGUCUGGUAGUCAUGAGAACACAAUCCCGAGGACACGUUCAUCAGCAUGUUCCUGGCGACAACGGAUCGCGAGCGAAUCACAUCAUGCUCAUCAUCACAAACAGCGUUGGCUCAGCUACUUGAGACAGGAUCAUAAUCGUGAUGGGGUCGACUUGGGCUUUUAUGAGUUGAUCGUGAUUACAAUUAUAAUCGUUGUCUUGGCCAUAACUGAAAGCCUAAGAUCAAGGUCAAAAUCAUGCUCCGAGUCGGGGGCAUAUUUAAGAUUUCUCUAGGAGUCUUGAUCAAAAUAGUAAUGAACAUGAUUUGGCUUAUUCCCACAAUCGAAAUCUGAAAAUCGGAAGAUCGAAGUCCUGCUCAUAGUUACGAUCGUUUCCAUCAGGAAUAUGUGAAUAUGAUCACGAUCAUGAUCCUGUUCCAAGUUGCGAUCACAACGCUUUCAUCAUUACUAAGUAUUCUUGAAUGAGCCACUUGAUCGUAACGAUCAUGACCAGAUUUUGGUUCUUAAACAUCAUUCGAUCGUAAUAUCAUGCCAAUGAUUCAUUAUUUUUGAAAAGAUACGAGCACAAUAUUACGGGGCCGAUCUUCACCAAAGCCAGAAUCAUUGUCAUGGUCACAAUCAGGAUCAAGGUCCCAUUCACGAUCAUCAACUGCGCUCAAGGUCAAAGUCAGGAACAUGCUCAUGAUAGUGCACCCGAUUAUGCUCAUGUUUUGUAUAAGCUUAUUUUUAUAUAUCUAUAUAGAAAAGCACUAAUAUAUAUAUAUAUAUUUAUAUGUAUAUCUAUAUGUAUGAACAUAUUUAUAUUGAGGGGCGUCUAAUUUUUUCCCAUCGAUGUUAUUAUUUCUUGUGUGAUUUUAUAUUUCUU